Closterium sp. Yama58-4 is the source of this 2595-nucleotide messenger RNA. The record is from the annotation of a GenBank genome assembly. Lineage: Eukaryota; Viridiplantae; Streptophyta; Zygnematophyceae; Desmidiales; Closteriaceae.
AUGCUGUCAAUAGCAGUGCUUUUCAUUGUGGCUAAAGGCAUUGAAACGUCUGGAGGACUGGAGUAUGUUUCUAAGUUUCUUUUCAGCACCAAAACUGGGAAAAAGUCCAAGUCGUUCCUCGUUAGAGGCAGCGAAAACAGCAUCGUCUGGGUCCUUCUGAAGUUCACCGUGCCAGUUGCCCUCUUCAGCGCGUUUCUUGCCAAUAUUCCUCUUGUCGCUAUGAUGAUACCUCCAAUUGUGGAGUUCUCCAAGAAGGUGAACAUUUCGCCCUCGAAGAUGCUGAUUCCGCUGAGCUACGCUGCACUGCUUGGAGGGACCUUGACCUUAAUUGGUGCAUCAACGAACUUGAUGGUCACCUCGAUGGCUGCAAAGAAACUCCCGGAGUUGACCAUGAACAUUUUUGAAAUUGGAAUUGUGGGAGUUCCCACAACAGUUGCCGGAAUAUUGUACUUACUAGCAUUCUCCGGGAAGUUAUUGCCCGACAGGCUGGCCAUGCAAGCCACUAACAUCAACGCGAGAGAAUAUACUGUUGUUCUGGUUGUGAAGCCCUCCUCCUCCCUUUGUCGAAAGAGUGUGGAGCAGACAGGCGUGCAAAAUCAGCCUGGAUUGCAGCUGCUUCAUGUGGACCGUGACGGGGUUGUGACUUCAGACCCACCCUCUGACUUCAUUGUUCAGGCAAAAGACAAGCUUCAUUUCUGUGGCGUCAUCGACUCCAUUCUCUCGUUGACGCAGCUUGAUGGAUUAGCGCUGUCCGAGGAUGAGGGUCAAGAGCAAGUUGACCUCAACAAACUCCGACCAAAUCAAUUUUUGGUCGAGGCUGUUGUUGCAAGUAAGUCACCAAUGGUGCACAAGAGGGUUGCUGACUUGCAGCUCAGGACGCGGUACAAAGCUGCAAUUGUUGCAGUUCAUCGGUAUGGGACAAGGCUAAACAGUGCAAUUGGCGACAUCGUAUUGGAGGCAGGCGACUCUUUGCUGUUGGUGGCUGAUGGGAGCGAGUUUGUGUGCAAACACCGGAACAAUUCUACGUUUGCCCUCGUUUCGAAGCUUCCUGGUUUUACACCAGUACAGCGCCAAAAGGCAGGCAUAGCGGCAAUAUUUGUCCUGACCAUGGUUGUUGCAAGCGCAUUUCCGAGCGUUCCUCUUAUAACUGCUGCCCUAUUCACAUCAGCGGCACUUCUGUUGUCGGGAAGCAUGACGUCACGAGAUGCAAUGGAUUCGCUGGAACUUCCGGUUUUGAUCAUGAUUGCUGCUGCAUUUGGGAUAUCGGAAGCUCUGGUUCAAAGUGGUGCAGCAGACCUUGUUGCUCAGGUCUUGAUGGGCUUAUCCGGUGGAACACAGAUUGGCCUGCUAACCUGUACUUAUGUGGCAACGACGGUUUUCUCUCUGGCUAUUACAAACAACGCUGCAGUGACAAUUAUGUUUCCAGUAGCACUUGCGGCUGCACAACAGCAGGGUCUAGAUUUUAGGCCAUUUGCCUACAUCCUAAUGAUGGCUUCGUCUGCGGGCCUCAUGACUCCCACUGGUUGCGCAACAAACAUUAUGGUUUACAACCCUGGAGGUUACAAGUUCGUUGAUUACAUUGCAUUUGGAGGACCUCUGCAGAUUGUGCUUCUGAUUGUGACUGUUGGCGUGACCCUCACGUUGAGGUUCUGGUGGAUAUGGUGGACUGUGCUCAUUGGUGGUACUGUCUUGGUUACACCAAUUCUUGCGCGCCAGAGAUGGAACCUCCCACACAUUUCACGUGUGUUUCAUGAUGAUGCACCUGAAGUUCCACUUUCAAGCAUUACGGAACACGAACCUGCUACUAUCUCGGUGGCAACGGAGGGAGGUGGUUCAAGCCCAAGGGAGUCUUCACACAGUACCGCUGCUGUUCCUCCUGAAGAUGUGCUGGUGCCAGUGGCUGGCAUGGUGGGAGGAGAGUUGGCAGCGAUGAUCAGCAGCACGAGGGCGUGCGUGUAUGAGGCCACGGAGUUCUUUGUGGCGUGGCAAGGCGUCCUCACGGUGGCUUAUUCAGGAAUUCCUCCUGCCCUCUGUGAGCUGAAAGAUCGCAUGGGAGGAGCAUUGCAGAGUAUGGUGCCCGAGAAUCCUGGGUCGCGAUGGCCAAAGACGACCCUGGCGUGUCUGCGGGACGACCAGAGGCUCACACCUGAGCAGCUAUCCACCCUGAGGGACAUCUGCAGCACAAUGAGCUUUCAGCUGGCACUCGCCCCGCCUGUGGUGGUGGACACCCUCUCUGUGGUGCUCUACGAGAACUGCUGCCUUGAGAAGCUGAUCACUGCCACGCACAUUCCCUUGCAGCAUCCUGUAGACCCCUCACCCCCGUCGCUCGAGCAGCGGCAGUACGUGCGUGGUGUGGUGGACGAAUUUGGAUCCAAGAACCUUGCAAAAUACUGGCUGCAUGCUUCAAAAGAUGGCAAUCGAUCGAGCCACUACCGCAAGCCGAAGAUGGGAGCCACGGUGGUUCACUUCCUGGCACCCCACGAGGUGCCUGCAGCUCUUUCUGUCUUCAGGCGUCUGGUGGACACUGCCCUGCCGGGCCUUUACGAGUGGUUCUCAGACGACUCCCUACAUAUCACUCUCCGUGCCCUUUGUUGA